AUGGCUAUUAUUUCUCUUAUCACAUUGGCCUUGGCCGUUUCACCGGUCAUGGCACGCCCUCGUCCCCAACUCGGCGGUCUUAUUCCUACAGCCCUCCCCGGUGGCGCCGGUAGCCUCCCAUCCGAUCUCCCCGGCUCCGGAGGCGGCAAUGGUGGCCUCGGCGACUUGCUCGGAGGAGGAGGUGCAGGCGGCGGUCUCGGUGACUUGCUAGGGGGAGGAGAAGGAGGAGCAGGUGCAGGCGGCAACGGAGGUGGUGAUCUAGGCAGUAAACUCGGCGACUUGCUAGGUGGCCUCUUUGGGGGCAACGGCGGCGGUAGCGGCGGAGGCAACACUGACGCUCCUACCGCAACACCCGGAAGUGCUGCAGACUCCUCCCGCGGCAGAAACGGCGGCGGCAGAAAAGACUCGCCUUCCCUGGCCCCAGGCUCCGGAACCGAUGAUGCCACCGCGGCACCAACUCUCGUGCUUACGCCUGGCAGUGGCCUCGAAGGUCCAGGUACAGCUCCUAACGGCGUUAUCCCAACUUUCGUUGCUGGACCCGGCAACGGCUUCGGACAAGGCAACAGUCCUGGCACACCUAGUGCUCCCGCUCAAACCCCCGGAAACGGUGAUCAGCCUGGAGGCGGCCUACAAACACCGCCCAGCAGCGGAACCCAACCCGGCCCUAUCAUCCCUACCUUUGUUGCUGGGCCUGGCAACGGCUUCGGCGAGGGCAACACUCCCGGAACACCUGGCGCUCCCGCCCAAACCCCUGGAAGUGGUGAACAGCCCGGCGGUGGUCUACUAACACCUCCUGCCAGCGGAACUCAGCCCGGCCCCAUCAUUCCCACCUUUGUUGCCGGACCUGGUAACGGCUUUGGAGAGGGUAACACUCCUGGAACACCCAGUGCUCCAGCUCAGACUCCUGGAAGCAGUGAUCAGCCUGGAGGCGGCCUCCUAACCCCCCCUGACAACGGAUCUCAGCCCGGAGGUGCCAUUCCUACUUUUGUUGCUGGACCCGGCAAUGGCUUUGGAGAAGCUAGCAACUCUGAUAGCUCCGAUGCUCCCGCUCAGACACCUGACAGCGAAGACCAGCCCGGCUCAACCCUGCCCAGUGCUGACCUAACCCAACCCGCUGGCGAUGGCCAGGCCGGAGGUGCCAUUCCUACUUUCGUUGCUGGCCCAGGAAAGGGUUUCGGAGAGGGUAACAACUCUGACGCACCUGAGGCUCCUGUUCAAACACCAGGCAGCGACAGUGGAAGCCAGCCCGGCGAGGAUGUUGCUCAGCCCGGUGACGAACAAACGCAGCCUAGUGGCGGUCUUCUCCAGCCUGGCGGUGAUCAAACACAACCUGGUGCCGUCAUUCCUACUUUCGUUGCUGGCCCAGGAAACGGCUUCGGCGAGGGUAACGCUCCUGCUCCCACCCCUACAGCUGGAGCUGGUCUUGGUGGCGGCAACGGCGAUUCUACUGACGCCCCUGAGGCUCCUGUCCAGACACCAGGCAGUGGCAGAGGAGGUCAGGCCGGAGACCAGACUGGAGACGGGGCCGGUAACCAGGCUGGAGGUGCCAUUCCUACCUUCGUUGCCGCUCCCGGCCAAGGAUUCGGUGGUAACCAGAACCAGAACCAGGGCUCGGGCUUCCAAAGACGAGUUCGACGCUCCAUGUAA
Molecule: messenger RNA, 1647 nt
Organism: Fusarium sp. VM40
Lineage: Eukaryota; Fungi; Ascomycota; Sordariomycetes; Hypocreales; Nectriaceae
Source: the annotation of a GenBank genome assembly